AGAGGAGAUCUGAACAUUGCUGACUUAAUAACAAGAGGAGGCAAUCCCAAAGACUUAAAUGAGGAAUCCACAUGGCAAAACGGACCAGAGUUCCUGAAGUGGCCAGUGGAGGAGUGGCCUAUUCAGUCAGCUGGAGAAGUUGCAGCCCAGGCCAGGGAGAGUGUAAACAAGCUUCAAAGAAAGGCAUUCUCUGCUGCACUGACCAGAGCUCAAGCUAAGAUGAGUCGGCAAAAAGAAGACCCACUGGCCACUCCGGAAAAGGAAAGUCCCUGUGAAGAAUCGAAACCUAUUAUGCCAAGAAGAAAACCCACUAGCUGGGUGAAACAUCUUGUGGAUGUAAAAAGGUUCAGUAGCCUGACAAAACUGAUCAGAGUUGUUGCCUGGACACGACGAGCUGCCGAGCAGUGGCUGAAGAGGAGGUCGAACCCAGGACAACCAAAGUGGGAGGCAACACCCAAGCAGGCUGGAUUGGCUGGCACUGAACUAGAAGGUGCACGUGAAGACGUCUUCCUCGCAGCUCAAGAAGGGAGGAUCCAGAUAUUUAACGAAGAUGAGACAGCCGUGCCAGUCUUGCCAUUUGAAGCAUGGGUGUCAACAUUGCUGGCACAAGAAUCCCAUGACGCUAACCACGAGGGGGUAGCAGGAACCCUUCUACGGAUGAGGAAGACAGCGUGGAUAAUAAAGGGCCGGAGAAUUGCCAAGAAAGUAGUUGACAGCUGCAUAGUUUGCAGAAAGAACAGAGCAAAGAAGUGUCAACAAAUCAUGGCAGACUUACCUCCAGAGCGAACCACCCCAGCUGCUCCUUUUGAAUUCACAACCAUGGACCUAUUCGGCCCUUAUGAAGUGAAGGAUGAAGUCAAGAAAAGAACCAGACUGAAAGUGUGGGGAAUCGUCUUCAGUUGCAUGGCCUCCCGUGCCAUACACACUGAACUAGUGAGUGACCAGUCAUCCCAAGGCUUCCUCCUCGCCUAUCAGAGGUUCACGUCACUCAGAGGACAUCCCAGGAAGCUCUGGUCAGACCCCGGCACAAAUUUUGUGGGCGCCAAACCUGCUCUGGAACAGCUGUACACAUUCCUUGACCGACUGGACAAGUCUCAAGUCGAAGACAUGGCUGCCAACCAUGGAACAGAAUGGUCCUGGAAGAUCCACCCUGCGGAUUCUCCCCACAGAAAUGGUGCUGCAGAAGCGGCUGUCAGAGUGGUCAAACGGGCCCUGACCAAUGUCGGCGGAGAUGGUGUCUUCACCUGGGGUGAAUUUCAAACCUUCCUCUACAUGGCUGCCAACCUUGCAAAUGAGCGACCAAUCGAUGCAAGAACUCAAAGCAGGGAAGACUGUGUGGAAUACAUCACCCCGAACUCUCUGCUCCUAGGGCGUGCCAACCCUAAGGGAGAUCCUGGAGACUUCCAGUUUGAUCGCUAUCCUUAUAAAAGACUGCAAGUAAUUCAAGCUGAAGUCACCAAAUUCUGGAAGAAAUGGAGCCAACUAGCUGGACCCAACCUCUUCAUAAGAAACAAAUGGCACACCAAAGAGCGAAAUGUUUCUGUCGGAGAUGUGGUCUGGUUGGCUGACCAAAAUGCCCUGAGAGGACAGUACAAGCUGGCCAGAGUAGUCAGAGCCAAUACGGACAGCAAAGGCAUCGUAAGAGACGUGCUUGUGAGGACCUUUCCCAGCUAUCCUGUCCCCAUCAAGAAGACAAGCGACAAAGAAAAACCGACCACGAAAACCAAGAGGCUCAGACAUCAAAUCCCAGCAACAAUCCUGCAUAGGGAUGUCAGACGCCUCAUCAUUCUAAUUCCCAUUGAAGAACAAAGGAAAGAAGGACCUGUGUGACCCCAUUGGGUUUUGAAAACCAUGAGGGCCAAGUGGGAGGUGUGGCGUUGAAACUCAGUGUGAAUGAAGUGUCCCUGCCCUGGAAGUAAGGAGCUGUCUCCUCCUUAAUCUUACUCCUUGGUGAAGUACCAGAAAGAACUACAUUUCCCAGAACACCAAGGUCAAGAUGGCCACAAAUUGGCUGAUUCAAGGCAGCUGUUAAGGAAUGGUGGUGCUGUCUCAUUUCAUGCAAGCAAGCAGAGCGGCAAGACGCAAAAAUCUACAAGAUCCAUCUUUAAAAGACUUCCAACACACCAAUGGUCGGUGAAUAUACCCACUUUGCAAUAUGCUGAAAUGCUUAUUUGUUAAAACUCACCUUGACAUGUUGGUUUACUUACCUGUCUUAAAUUGUUUUUAGUUUGAACCACAGCAAAUUUACUCCAACCUUGAGCAUUGAUUGCAUCUGGGUAUUUUCUUACUGUUUGAUAAUUAAAAAGCUUGAGUUAAUUGAAUUGU
Messenger RNA from Entelurus aequoreus (snake pipefish), 2325 nucleotides. RefSeq lists its product as uncharacterized. Gene Ontology annotation, molecular function: nucleic acid binding. The record is from RefSeq and is a predicted model, not a curated record. The transcript has 2 exons. Gene Ontology annotation, biological process: DNA integration. NCBI's taxonomy places the organism in Eukaryota, Metazoa, Chordata, Actinopteri, Syngnathiformes, Syngnathidae. Bases 220 to 1830 code for a protein of 536 amino acids.